Molecule: messenger RNA, 276 nt
Organism: Penicillium canescens
Lineage: Eukaryota; Fungi; Ascomycota; Eurotiomycetes; Eurotiales; Aspergillaceae
Exons: 2
Coding region: 1-276 (91 amino acids)
Source: RefSeq, a predicted model, not a curated record
AUGCUAGUUCAUGUGCUCUGGGAUUUCUCUGCCUCAAUACGACAACGGAGUAUCCACCUGUCUUUUGCCCACCAACGGAGGCAUGUCACGCCAUUCGGUCAAAGCCCGUUGACAACGUAUGUUCCACGCCCCAAGGACGCUACGAACCUAUCGUUUGCCUCCCGGGACACUAUUGCCCACCUGGUGGACGAGAACAAAUUCGGUGUGAACAAGGCUACUAUUGUCCUCAAGGCACAUACCAACCGAUCAAAUGCAAAGCUCUAUCAAUCUGUCUAG